UCUGGGAAAGGAGGUGGUUCGGAGUUACGCUAGUUAGCUGUUGUUGUUGUCGCUAGUAUCGUCGGUAGUCAACAUUUCAAAGUCCAGGUCCAAAUCUUCCAUGUCUGAACCCAAGUCCACAGAGUCCCUGGGUUCUGGCUGUGGUGUUCCAGCCCAGAGAAGCUCACAGCAGGGUCCAGAGAUGGUGUCAGUGAAGCUGGAGGACUGCAGUCAAACACUGGAACUCAAUGUGAUUGUCAAAGAAGAGCCAGAAGUCCUAGAGGAAGAGAUGACUGUCAAAGAGGAGGCGGCGGAGGAGGAGAGAGCAGUCGGAGAGGAGGAGAGAGCAGUCGGAGAGGAGGAGAGAGCAGUCGGAGAGGAGGAGAGAGCAAUCGGAGAGGAAGAGGAGGAGAGAGCAAUCAAAGAGGAAGAGGAGGAGAGAGCAGUCAAAGAGGAAGAGGAGGAGAGAACAGUCAAAGAGGAAGAGGAGGAGAGAGCAGUCAAAGAGGAAGAGGAGGAGAGAGCAGUCAAAGAGGAGGAGGAGGCAGAGGAGAGAGCUGUCAAAGAGGAAGAGGAGGAGAGGACAGUCAAAGAGGAAGAGGAGAGAGCUGUGAAAGACAGAGAGGAGGAGGAGAGAGCAGUCAAAGAGGAGGAGGAGGAUAGCAGAGAAGUGUCUGAUCCAGAUCUGGAGGAAGAAGUAGAUAGUAUCACUGACCCAGGAGAGAUCUCCAACCCAGGUUCAGACAGUGAGCCCAGUUCCACAGCAUCAGGAAGCCAUAAACAACACAGACGGAGGAACUCAAGACAGAAACAUCACCACUGCAUGGACCGACCCUGCUCAGAUUCUAGAGGCAGUUUUGUGUGUCCAACUCACCUCAUACCACGCAAAAAGACCCUCAAAAGAAAGAAAACGUACCCGUGUGGUCAAUGUGGGAAGAGAUUUCAGACACCAAGCAGCUUGAAGACGCACCAACUUACUCACACAGGACAGAAGUCGUACCACUGCUCCCAGUGUAGGAAGACUUUCAGUUGUUCGUUCAAUUUGAAGAGGCAUCAGAGAAUACACACAGGAGAGAAGCCUUUCCACUGCUUCCAAUGUGGGAAGAGCUUCCGUAUGGAAGGACAGCUAAACGAACACAAGAGAAUACACACAGGAGAGAAGCCGUACCACUGCUUUCAGUGUGGGAAGCGCUUUGGUCGGGCAGGAGCUCUAAAGGCACACCAGCUAAUUCACACAGGAGAGAAGCCGUACCACUGCUCUCAGUGUGGGAAGAGCUUCAGUCAGGCAGGACACCUGAAGACACACCAUCGAAUUCACUCGGGAGAGAAGCCAUACCACUGCUCUGUUUGUGAGAUGAGUUUUCCUCUUUUACAGACCUUAAAUAGACACCAGCUUACUCACACAAGAAAGAUGCCUUAUCACUGCUCCCAGUGUGGGAAGAGCUUCAGUCAAACAGGAAGCCUGAGGGCACACCAGUUAACUCACACAGUAGAGAAGCCUUACCACUGCCUUCAAUGUGGAAAGAGUUUCAGUCAUUCAUCAAAUGUGACGGCCCACCAGUUAACUCACACAGGAGAGAAGAAUUACCACUGCACUCAGUGUGGGAAGAGCUUCAGUCUGGCAAGAUACCUGAAGAAACAUUGUCAAACGCACACGGGAGAGAAGCCUUACCACUGCCCUCAGUGUGGGAAGAGUUUCCGUCAGUCAUCACAUUUGAGGGCACACAAGUUAACUCACACAGGACAGAAGCCCUGUACCGCUUCUCUCAGUGUGGGAAGAUCUUCAGGCAGACACCAGACUUAAAGAGACACCAGCUAAACGUGGACACGUUUUUAUCCCGAUCUACAGGCUCCAGAUCAGAUCUCGGCCCAUUGACUGUUCCUAGGCCGUCAUUGAAAAUAAGAAUUUGUUCUUAACUGACUUGCCUAGUUAAAUAAAGGUAAAAUGUAUCUACAGGCUCUUACGACCUCACAAUAAUUUAACAUGUUGAAUAUAUUGGGCCUCAAAUCAACCAUUAUUGCUGAGUGCGAGCAGUGCUCAGAGCACUUAUGAGGCACGUCCCACCGUCAGCCAAUCAGCUCCUCAGAAAGCUAACGUUGGCUAGGCUAAUAGCUAACGUUGGCUGGCUGACUCGCUUGCUGGCUAAGAUAAUUGCAUACAGCAAACAUUUUCAGAUAAUUGGUUAGAUGGAAGGGCUGGAUAUUGAUGCACGGACCGGUUUGGGUUUUUACUUUACAUUCUAUGUCGGCCGUCAAUGUAAUUAAGAAUUUGUUUUUAUUGGACUUGCCUAGUUAAAGACACGUGUUGUUUCUGGUCCACCAGACACGUGCGCAUGGUCAAUGCAGCACACGCAACAAUAUCAAUACACUUCUAGAAUGUACCCUUCCUUUUGUUUCUUACAUCUGCAAACAACUGGUUUGUCUUUUCUUAGCGAGUUGCAUGAAUAUAUUAUCUACAUGAAGUAUCUCCUCCCUGGCAUUUUCAUUUGUUGUCAUGUCAACCAACACUGUAUUCAAAAUUCCCACUUAUUUAUAUUAUAUUUCCAUGAUUUCAACAGUUUGGCCCCCCAAGUGUUUUGAUCUAAAUUAGAAGUCAAAUCGCAAUUACAUUUGGUAAAAAUAAAUCCUUGAUUUUUUGGGGGCCAAUAUCGUGCAGCCCUGCGUGGCAGUGUGAAAAUAAUCACAAAUUAGUGCAGGAAAUGAAGACAUUGAUGGAAAUGUAGGAAAUUGUAUUUGUUUAAAGUUGAAUUGUACAAUAUAAAACAAUAAGAAUGGAGAA
This is a messenger RNA of Oncorhynchus nerka (sockeye salmon), 2758 nucleotides long. RefSeq names its product zinc finger protein 883-like. The record is from RefSeq and is a predicted model, not a curated record. Gene Ontology annotation, molecular function: RNA polymerase II cis-regulatory region sequence-specific DNA binding; DNA-binding transcription factor activity, RNA polymerase II-specific. The transcript has 3 exons. Bases 101 to 1783 code for a protein of 560 amino acids. Gene Ontology annotation, cellular component: nucleus. Gene Ontology annotation, biological process: regulation of transcription by RNA polymerase II. NCBI's taxonomy places the organism in Eukaryota, Metazoa, Chordata, Actinopteri, Salmoniformes, Salmonidae.